This is a messenger RNA of Bradysia coprophila, 2008 nucleotides long. It is a transcript of the gene mah, whose product is annotated as solute carrier family member mahogany. Gene Ontology annotation, cellular component: vacuolar membrane. Gene Ontology annotation, biological process: amino acid transmembrane transport. Lineage: Eukaryota; Metazoa; Arthropoda; Insecta; Diptera; Sciaridae. The record is from RefSeq and is a predicted model, not a curated record. Gene Ontology annotation, molecular function: L-amino acid transmembrane transporter activity.
CACAGAGAAUACUCGGCAUAAUAUUUUCGUAUCGUUUUUUGAUUGAAUAUGAAAUCACAAUGUUCAAUCGAAGAUUAGUUUAUCGUGGGGUUAUAUAUGCAGAGUAAACACCGAAGAUAUUUGAUACAUUCGCUGUUGUGAAAAUGAUAUCUCUUUCGUUUCGAAAAACUUGUACGGCAUCAUCUGAGGACAACAACGCAUUGAACAAUGCAACACAACAUUUCUGAUUUAGCAAUUUCAUUGCUUAGAGACUUGUGUAGUUAUACGUAUUCGACUAAGAAAAAUGUAGUUUUGUAUACCUUCAGUAGAUGUUUGUCCGAUUCGUUUUUCAACUGUAUUGCUAGGAACGUAAUGCAGUCGUACCAAGCCUUUUGUUAUGAAAGUGUGUAGAAUAUAUCGAUCCCAAAGUUAAGACUACACAUCACCGGAUCAUUGUACACAAUGGCCGGCAGUGUUAAAAGAAGAAUUGCCGAAUUUUAUCGUCGUCAGCAAUUUCGUUUUCAAAAUCCGAGACAAACAUUUCGAAUAGCAAUUCGAGGUACCAAAGAAAUCAAAGGAUUAUCAGUGUGCUUCGGGACGUUAUGUGUUGUUGACUUAUUCGGUGUUUUUCCCAUUAUCGCACUACCAGCUGCGCUUAUAAAUUGCGGAUACUAUGGAAUUCCUUUACUGUUUUUCGUCAUCACCAUUCAAGUGUAUACGGCGGUGAUAUUGGGACGCUGCUGGAUCAUUGCUGAAAAACUCAAUCCGACGAUCAUCAACAAAAAUCGUUAUCCGUAUGCUGCAGUAGCCGAGCUUGUUUACGGAAAAUGUAUGAGGAAUUUCGUUACAAUAUUGCUGGAUAUGACAGUGUUUGGAGGAGGCGUUCCGAAUUUAUUAGUCGCUGCACAAAAUCUUCAACUGCUUGGGAACCGAAUAAGCAACGGAAACUUUUAUUUCUCAUUUUGUUAUUGGCUCGUACUGAUUGGUCUGUUCAUGUGUCCGAUUAUGUGGCUUGGCUCACCAAAGAAUAUGAAAGCAUUAGCAAGUGUAUCAGUAUUCACGUGUUCAGCGGUUGCGCUGCUCAUUUGGGCUGCCAUCAUUUUGGACGGUACGGAAUAUCGAUUCAAGGGAAUCGAAUUGGGUGCACCGUCGAUCGAAAAUUUAUUACAAACAUACGGAAUGAUAAUCUUUCAAUUUGACAUACAUCCGAUGCUGAUGACCAUUCAAGUGGAUAUGCAACAAAAACACAAAAUUGGAUCGGCCGUUUGCCUUGGCAUAAUUAUAACGUCCUUUAUGGCCGUGACUACCACGGUAGUGGCUGGGUACCGAUAUGGAGCAUCGAUUUCGUCAAAUGUUCUGGAAAUAUUACCGAAGAGCAACGUUUUAUAUUUCGCAAUCAUGCUGGUCACUCUGCAACUGUGCUUAUCGAGUGCCGUUGGAACAUCGCCUUUGUUUCAACAUAUCGAAGAACAGCUGAAAAUUCCCAAAAAAUUCAGCCUGAAACGAUGUUUGGUUCGGUCACUCCUUCUGGGUCUCGCCGUAUUGUUGGGUGAACUGGUACCGAAAUUUGACCUUGUCAUGGGAAUUAUUGGAGGCACACUUACCGGUCCGUUAAUGUUCAUACUGCCACCGUUGCUCUACACAAAAAUUCUGAAAAUGGAACAAUCCUACGACAAUGAACUGAUCAAAGGCAUCAUAGCGAGAACGUCUGCAUUGGAUGACGAUAGUGAAGAAGAUUACACUUUGAGACAGAGACGGUACGGGACGUUUAAGGCGCAAAAAAUUCCGGUACCCAGCAAAUGUUGUGCAAAAUUCGGGACGACGAUUUGUAAAUUGUUCUAUUUAUUGUACAGCGACUAUGUCCUUUCAGUUGCUGUAAUUAUUUUCGGAGUAUUAGCGACGGUAGCUUCGACAUAUUUUAAUUUGUUCAAUGUGAGGAGUGUAUCGGAAUUUUGGUCGCCAUGCAUCUACAACAUUAGCUACUCGUUUAUACCAUAGAAAGCAUCCACAAACAAAUGAAAUCCCUCGA